AUGAAGAAGAGAGCACUACAGGAGAUCUCAGAGGCCAAUGAGCACACAGACCCUAUAAUGCAUGAGCCACUGUUAGCAGAGCAGCCACUGACACCUGCUGAAAGCCCAAUGCUGCACGACAGGCCUGGCUCCACUCCAGCCCGCACGCCCUCCCCCAGCCCAGCCGUCACCCCUCCAGCAUCCAGGCACUCCAAACAGGGCAGCGUCAGCAAAGAGGAUCCCCAUCUGCUCGGCCCUGCUGGCUGGAACGGGGACAAAGGUGGUGGAAGUAGGGGGAGCAGCCGUCCCAAUAGCAGAACCAACAGCCGACCCACCACCCCCUCGUCCAAUGUGGCCACCACCACUCACGCCCCUCCCACUGCUCCCCCUGAAGAGUGCCCCACUUCUGCCCCCAUCCUUAGCAGCCGGGGGAACUCCCGUGCCUCCAGCCGCCUGAGCAACAAGGUAGAGCAGGGCUCCGACCUGGAGAUCAAGCCCCUGGAGAAGACGGCCUCUGAGGCUAAAGUGCCCGACGCUGCUCCCUCGGUAAGAACCAGUGUCGCCUACUCAGAAGAAGAAGAACCACCCCCUCAUCCCGCCACCAAAGUUUCUUCCAAAGCUGCCGUCACCCCCGAGCUUAAUGCGGCAGAGCCCAAACAAAGAACAGAGUCGGUCAAUGAACGACCAGUGUCCGCCGUAUCUGAGAGCAAACCAGAGUCCAGCGCUCAGUCUGUCAAUAAAGUGUCACCCAAGCCAUCGCCGUCACCCAAGCCAUCGCCAAAACGAGAGGCCAGUCCGGCUUCAAAACCUGACACACCUGCACCCAAACCAGCACCUAAGGUUGAACCCAAAGCGGAGGCCAAGCUGAUGAAGAACAUGGUAAAGAGCCCAUGUACAAGUGAAGUUACAGCGCUAAAUGAAUUUGAGCAGGUAAGGCAAUUCAAACACUCAAUAUCGUAUGUAAUGUUUUGACAAAAGAUUCAGUCAAAUGAAGACUGUUCUUACAUGUUCUGUAGUACAUUCUCCCAUGACCUGAGUUCUAAAAGUAGACUCAAAACAUACAGUAGGUCCUCUCUCUCCUCUUAAGUGCAAAUUUGUAACAAGAUGUUACUCUGGAGACUGUUUACUGCCGUUGGUGUUGGUCCUUUUAACCACACUAACCAGACUCCCUAUCUCAGUAACAUCCCCUCCUCCUUUCCUUCGUUAUGUUAAUAAUUACCCCUCUAGUUAUGUUUGUACAUAUUCUCAACAGCAUUUCCUUUUUGACGACCACACUCAAGGCAAUUCUCCCAUUUCUGGUUGGGAGCGUACAAUGAAAUUAUGAACAGAUUACAUGACAUACACUACCGGUCAAAAGUUUUAGAACACUAAUUCAAGGGUUUGUCUUUAUUUUUACUAUUUUCUACAUUGUAGAAACUAUGAAAUAACACAUAUGGAAUCAUGUAGUAACCAACAAAGUGUUAAACAAAUCAAAAUAUUUUAUAUUUGAGAUUCUUCAAAUAGCCACCCUUUGCUUUGAUGACAGCUUUGCGCACUCUUGGCAUUCUCUCAACCAGCUUCAUGAGGUAGUCACCUGGAAUGCAUUUCAAUUAACAUGUGUGCCUUCUUAAAAGAUAAUAUGUGAAAUUUAUUUCCUUCUUAAUGUGUUUGAGCCAAUCAGUUGUGUUGUGACCGCCACAGGAAUGGAAGACCCAGAGUUACCUCUGCUGCAGAGGAUAAGUUCAUUAGAGUUACCUGCCUCAGAAAUUGCAGCCUAAAUAAAAGCUUCACGGAGUUCAAGUAAAAGACACAUCUCAACAUCAACUGUUCAGAGGAGACUGUGUGAAUCAGGCCUUCAUGGUCGAAUUGCUGGAAAGAAACCACUACUAAAGGACACCAAUAAGAAGAAGAGACUUGCUUGGGCCAAGAAACACAAGCAAUGGACAUUAGACCAGUGGAAAUUUGUCCUGGAAUUCCAAAUAUGAGAUUUUUGGUUCCAUCCGCCGUGUCUUUGUGAGACGCAGUGUGAGUGAACGGAUGAUCUCCGCAUGUAUAUUUCCCACCGUAAAGCAUGGAGGAGGAGGUUGUAUGGUGUGGGGGUGCCUUGCUGGUGAUACUGUCUGUGAUUUAUUUAGAAUUCAAGGCACACUUUUUUGUUUUGUUGUUGUUGGUAUUUUACCCCUUUUUUCUCCCAAUUCCAUGGUAUCCAAUUGGUAGUUACAGUCUUGUCCCAUCGCUGCAACUCCCAUACGGACACGGGAGAGGCGAAGGUCGAGAGUCGUGCGUCCUCCGAAACACAACCCAACCGAGCCACAAUGCUUAACCCGGAAGCCAGCCGCACCAAUGUGUCGGAGGAAACAUCGUACACCUGGCGACCGAGUCAGCGUGCACUGCGCCAAGAACAUCCCUGCCGGCCAAACCCUCCCCUACCCUGGACAAUGCUGGGCCAAUUGUGCGCCGCCCCAUGGGUCGCCCGGUCGCGGCCGGCUGUGAAAUAGCCUGGACUCUAACCAGGAUCUCUAGUGGCACAGCUAGCACUGUGAUGCAGUACAUUAGACCACUGCGCCACUCGGGAGGCCUAGAAUUCAAGGCACACUUAACCAGCAUGGCUACCACAGCAUUCUGCAGCGAUACGCCAUCCCAUCUGGUUUGGGCUUAGUGGGACUAUCAUUUGUUUUUCAAUAGGACAAUGACCCAACACACCUCCAGGCUGUGUAAGGGCUAUUUGACCAAGAAGGAGAGUGAUGGAGUGCUGCAUCAGAUGACCUGGCCUCCACAAUCCCCCAACCUCAACCAAAUUGAGAUGGUUUGGGAUGAGUCGGACCGCAGAGUGAAGGAAAAGCAGCCAUCAAGUGCUCAGCAUAUGUGGGAACUCCUUCAAGACUGUUGGAAAAGCAUUCCAGGUGAAGCUGGUUGAGAGAAUGUCAAGAGUGUGCAAAGCUGUCAUCAAGGCAAACGGUGGCUAUUUGAAGAAUCUCAAAUAUAAAAUAUAUUUUGAUUUGUUUAACACUUUUUUUGGUUACUACAUGAUUCCAUAUGUGUUAUUUCAUAGUUCUGAUGUCUUCACUAUUAUUCUACAAUGUAGAAAAUAUUGAAAAUAAAGAAAAACCCUUGAAUGAGAAGGUGUUCUAAAACUUUUGACCGGUAGUGUACAUUUUUCUCUAGCAACCAACAGCUACCAUCAGUAGCUCUAAGUAUAGCUAAGAAAAUUCAUAUUUUGUCAUCCAGAUGACCAAUUCCGAUAUAUGAAAAUAUGGAAAUAUACGUAGGUGACUGUUACAUAGCAACAGUUGUUUGUUCUGAAUUAUUAUGGAGGUUUUAGAUGCCGUGCAGACUAGGGGUUUGUCUGGUACGUGAGCCCUAAGUAGUCUGCCCUAUAAGGCAUGUACUCUAGGGGAGGUUUUUCCAUAGCUCAGGCCCCCUGUGUUGAAAGAGGCAUACUGCAAAUGAGAACCUACCAGUCGGCCACAGCUGAUGUAGACAGAUGGUGUUUCUUAUAAUGCAGCAGCUUCUCUCCCCGUCACCAUAUUUAAAAAUGGUUGUUACUAGAGUCGUUACAUAAUUGCUACACAGGAAUAGAUGCAACUUAAAUGUAAAAUGUUACCAUAAGGAUCAAUGGGAUUUUAUAUUCAUCCCAUUCAUAUUGCUGUUGUUUUAUAGAUCUAUAGAAGUUUAAAAGUACUUUACUGGUAUAUUAAUUGUUCUAACAACAUCUGCUGCUAUCUUGACUGCUACUAUCUUGAACAGAUUUAUCUCAACAUGACAAACCUGUAUAAAUAAAGGUUAAAUAAAACAUUAAAUGUAUCUACUGUACCUCUCUCUUUUCCAGGGUCCGAACACCAUCAUGAUAACCAUGGUGAUUCUGCUCAACAUUGGCCUGGCCAUUCUCUUCGUACACAUCUUGUCAUGA
Coregonus sp. 'balchen' is the source of this 3868-nucleotide messenger RNA. NCBI's taxonomy places the organism in Eukaryota, Metazoa, Chordata, Actinopteri, Salmoniformes, Salmonidae. The record is from the annotation of a GenBank genome assembly.